Messenger RNA from Cottoperca gobio, 3890 nucleotides. RefSeq names its product collectin sub-family member 12 (gene colec12). The record is from RefSeq and is a predicted model, not a curated record. NCBI's taxonomy places the organism in Eukaryota, Metazoa, Chordata, Actinopteri, Perciformes, Bovichtidae. The transcript is spliced from 10 exons. Bases 442 to 2814 code for a protein of 790 amino acids.
GGAUUCCUUCACUUUUUCAGUUUCUCCGGUUACUGCUGCGGGUACCACCAGAGUGCUGAGCUGGACAAGGAUACAGCUGUACCUCAGCAUCUCUCUCCAAACUACCAAAUAAAUAAGAAGAUAGUUUUUUUCCCCCCUUGCUCCUGCAACUCCUUCUUGCAUUCCCAACUUGCAACAAAGUUCAUUCCUCUUUGUGCUGCAGCAUCUGAGGUGCGACCCUGAAGUUACCUGCCCUGUAAGAGAGAUCGUCCCCAGAGUGAAGAGUCCCGGAUGGAGAUUUGAAUUCUUAUUUCGCACUACUCCAACAAACAGUGGAUAUUGGGAUACUCGCAGGUACAAGUUGCUGUGCGCUCAAAUAGAACUGUUGGGCAGAUGCCAUUGCGAUGCUGUGGAUGUGACUUCAAACAACAGCUUCACAACGGUAGAGUCCUGUAAACAACAAUGAAAGACGACUUUGCCGAUGAGGAGGAGGUGCAGUCCUUUGGUUAUAAGAGGUUUGGAAUUCAGGAGGGUACAGAGUGCACCAAGUGUAAAAAUGACUGGGCCCUGAGGGCAGCUAUCGCACUGCUCUAUGUUCUCUGUGCCUUGCUCACUAUAGCAGUGGCCGUCCUCGGAUACAAAGUGGUCCAGAGAAUGGACAAUGUCACAGAGGGCAUGCAGAAUGAUGGAGGCAAGAUCCAUGCUGUGGAGACAGACCUAAAUAAACUAGAUAAUCAGGCAGGAGUGAAGUCAGUUAAUGCCACAAGUGACAUCAAGACGUUCAAGUUAGAUCUGGACGCAUUACACAACCAGCUGAAUGAUGUUGCUCUCAGGGCAACUAGGAACAGGGACGUGCUGGAUGAGCUUCAUAUCACUGGAGAUGACAUGCAGAACGGACACGUCUCCCUGCAGAGUUUUAUGCAAGGCAACGCGGCCUCACUGCGCGGGGUCAACCAGACUUUGGCCUCCUACAGUGGCAUGAUUGACGACCUCCAGACAGACACUGCACGGCUCCAGUCAGAGAUACAGGGCCAGGUCAAAGUGCAGAGCCAGACCCAGGUUAGUAUCAGUGCACUAAACAUCACCCAGUCCCAGCAGCGCAAUCUGCUCGGCACGCUGCAGAAGACGGUCGAAGACGCUGGCCAGGCGGUGCAGAAACUGAAGAAUGACUAUCAGGGUCUGCAGCAGACAGCCAGGCAGACCCGGACUGACACAGAGUGGCUAAAGGAAAAAGUCCAGAACCUCCAGGUUUUGGCAGCCAAUAACUCAGCCCUGGCCCGUUCCAAUGGAGAAGCUCUGGAUGACUUGGGGACUCAGCUCAGCACACUCGCCAGCCAGAUCCAGAACACCUCAGCUCUCAGUGAGGAGCAUGGCCAGAGUCUGCAUGAGCUGAUGGACCGCCAGAGAGACCACGAUAACGCCACCUCAUCUAAGUUUGAUGAGAUGGAAGCACGGUUAGACAGACAUGAGAAUGACAUGGACCGUGUGACUGGAAACGUGAGCUUCGCCACACAGCUCCUCGGUACCAUCACCUCCGACUUGAACAGCCUGAGGUCCUGCGCUGAAACAGUGAUGCGACAUUCAGACCUCUUACUGGGGCUGAAUGAUAGUGUGACAGAGGCCAAAGCAGAUAGCAAAGAGCUGCGUGCACAGCAAGAUGAGCUGGUUGCCAGGUUGGAUAAAGAGGUCAGCAACCUCUCUAUAGUGAUGGAGGAGAUGAAACUGGUGGACAGCAACCACUCACAGCUCAUUACCAACUUCACCAUCCUGCAGGGUCCACCAGGUCCAAGGGGUCCCAGGGGUGACAAGGGUCCCCAGGGGCCAGUGGGUCAGUCAGGACAAAAAGGUGCUAAAGGAGACAAAGGCAUGCCGGGGUUGGUGGGACCUAAAGGAGAGAAAAGUGCUGCUGGUCCACCAGGUGCGACAGGUCCAAAGGGUGCAGCUGGGACUCGUGGUCUUUCUGGGGCUAAAGGAUCGAGAGGGUCUGGAGGUCGACCUGGAAAUUCUGGUGAAAAAGGUGACCCGGGGACUCCGGGGUUUCCUGGUAGAGAUGGACUGUCCGGGUUGCCAGGACCACAAGGGCCACAGGGGCCCAGAGGAGCAGCAGGACCUGCAGGGCUUGAAGGGCCUCGCGGGCCUGUUGGACCGAUUGGCCCUCCCGGUCCUUCAGGGCUACCCGGGUUACCUGCGCCUGAACCUCCGCUCUCAAAACCUCCUCAGCCCACUCAGCCCACUCAGCCCGCUAAGGUUGCUAAGGUCCCUGAAACCCCUAAACCACCUCAACCCGCCAAACAACCUCAACCCGCCAAACAACCUCAACCCCCUAAACCACCUCAACCCCUCAAACCAUCAGUGGAACCAGAAGGAUCUGUGUCCCACCAGAUCCAACCCCCUGUCGCUACUACUCCUGCGCCUGGUUGCCCACCUGAGUUCAGAAGGUUUGGAGACAGCUGCUAUUACUUCUCCUCUGGGUCUCAGAGACUCAACUUUGACGAGUCCAACCAGUUUUGUACUAACAUUUCAUCUCUAAUGCUCAUUAUUAAUGACAAUGAGGAACAGCAAUUUGUGAGAAAUACAAUUGCAGGAAAAGGCUAUUUCUGGCUGGGCCUUACUGACAGGGGGGAGGAAAAUGUCUGGAAAUGGGUGGAUGGAACCUUACCUGCUUUUAAGAAGUGGAAGCCUGGUCAGCCUGAUAACUGGACCCAUGGCCACGAAGAUGGCGAGGACUGUGCUGGCCUUAUCCAUAAUGCCAAUUGGAAUGAUUUCUACUGCACUGACCGCAUCGGCUUCAUCUGUGAACGUGCCUCUGAUGACUUGAUAUUUCCAGUUUUAUAGCAUCCAUCUAAGACAGUGUGAGCUGUUUCUGCGAGAAAGGUGAAGAGGCUGAAGUUGAGGUUGAAGAUGCGAGGAUAAUGAAGGACAUGAGGAGGAACUCUACAUGACUAGAGGACUCUGAUAACGCCAGCUCAGUCAAGCAUCACUGAGACUUGGACCGGUCUUUGUCUUAAAGGCACUUUACAACACAGUAUGGUGCAAAAGACAGAGCAUUGCACAUACCCAGCCCCCUUUUUAUUGAUUUAGUAUGUGUACUGAAGGAAACAUGAGAAUGUAGGGAUUUAUUUAGGCUAUACUAAGUCAUUGAUUGGGGCAGCCUCUGUUGUACAGGUGUAUCUGUAAAUAAUAUUUCAGAAAAGGUACCGGUUGUGAUUGAAAUCCAUAGUGUUUUAUUUUCUAGCUGCUUUCUCAUUCAUCACACUUACAACAAAUAUCUAUAUAAGAGGAUUAUGUCGUUAAUAAAAUUGAACUAUUUUUAUACUGUCAAAUACUUUACAGAUUCAGAACUGUGAUUAGAAAAAGGCUCCUGGGAAAUGAUGAGCGCUAUCUCACCAUCAGUCAAACUCAGAUAAUAAAUAUAGAGAAAGUUAGUAUGAAUUUCACCUUUAUAACAAACUGAAAUAUCAAUGUCUUUUUUUGUUUCUUUUUGAGAAAAGUUGCUCAGUGUGAGCAGUGCUGCUGUUUUAUGAAGGACAGUAUGUUUUAGACUUUAUGAGUUUUAUACAGUGUGAGGCACACAUUAACAAUAUGUAGAUUUUUUGUUAUGCAGUCAUCAUACAAUGAGUUAUUCAUUAUGCCAAAUACAAUAUGUGAAAUAUGUUACAUGUUUAUAAUUUGCGUAAUCAAUUGUUAUUGUUGUAUGAUCAACUUUUUCCAAAUCAUAAUAUGCUUAAAGAUUGAGUAGCAGUUUGUAAUCUGGCUCAAGGAUCAUUAUGCCUUAAUGAAAUUACAAAGUUCUUCUGGAUCACAAUAAAAUUGUCAGUUAUUUUUAUUCUAUGAAAUAUUGUUAUAAAUGCAUUUAGAUAAUAUGGUAUGAAAAGUCAUGUCUUUGUUUAAUAAAUGUUUUAAAAACUGAA